AUGCCUUUACUCGGAGCGCCAUCCUUUACCGUGGACGAUAUCGACGACCUGCUGUACUUGACUCGUGUGAAUGAGGCGAGCGAGCUGGAUCAGACUAUCUCAGAAUUGACGAAAAAAUACAAUUGCUCAGUGGCGGAUGUCAUCACUUCAGGCAUCGAUCCGGACUCGGGAAAUACAGUGCUGCACUUUGCCUCUGCGAAUGGGUUUGUGGACCUUGUCAAGACGUUCACAAGCCAGCUUGCUUCAACUCCCAACACCGACGGCGCUAGCGUGGACAGAUCAUCGGACUCCGGCCAUCGCUCGAAGUUCGUCAACGAAUCGAAUAGCGAAGGUAACACAGCACUCCACUGGGCGGCUUACAACGGGCAGCUGAAUAUCGUGAAAGCACUCCUGGAAGCUGGAGCGGAUAUGUGGAUCAAGAACAAUGCCGGCCACUUAGCCAUGUUUGAGGCAGAGAGGGCUGAGAAGAACGAUGUCGUCCAGCACCUUCUGCAAGCCGGGGGGAAUCAGGUGGAACGAGCUGGCGUCGAGGGUCAGCCGUCGGAAGCAGACAUCGCAGACGUGGAUGAGGAUGACGACGAGGUUGUCGUCGCAAGCAGCAGCGGAACGACUCAGCAGGAUCGGUCGAUGGAAGGUGUAUGA
This is a messenger RNA of Saxophila tyrrhenica, 642 nucleotides long. RefSeq names its product ankyrin repeat-containing protein (gene YAR1). The transcript has a single exon. The record is from RefSeq and is a predicted model, not a curated record. Lineage: Eukaryota; Fungi; Ascomycota; Dothideomycetes; Mycosphaerellales; Extremaceae. Bases 1 to 642 code for a protein of 213 amino acids. Gene Ontology annotation, molecular function: protein binding.